Carassius auratus (goldfish) is the source of this 2184-nucleotide messenger RNA. RefSeq names its product adhesion G protein-coupled receptor G3-like. The coding region runs from base 207 to 1736 and encodes 509 amino acids. NCBI's taxonomy places the organism in Eukaryota, Metazoa, Chordata, Actinopteri, Cypriniformes, Cyprinidae. Gene Ontology annotation, cellular component: plasma membrane. Gene Ontology annotation, molecular function: G protein-coupled receptor activity. Gene Ontology annotation, biological process: adenylate cyclase-activating G protein-coupled receptor signaling pathway; cell surface receptor signaling pathway. The transcript is spliced from 13 exons. The record is from RefSeq and is a predicted model, not a curated record.
GUAUACAGAUUGAAACAACGAUGAGCACAGAGGUGAUUCAGUGGACAGUCCAAGAUGUGGCUGAUUGGUUGACUGCAAACUGUUUCCAGGAUUUCGUCCCUACAUUACAAGACAGGAAACCACAGCAAUCACAUGAGACCUGCCUUUCAGACUGGUUGAACAGAGGCUACACACACUAGAGAAACAAAGCAUUGAAAAAGGGAGAAAUGAGAGGCUUUUGCUGUGUUGUUCUUUGGAUAUUUCCAAUCUUUUCUUCGACAAUAGCACCUACAAAACGUGAGUUUUGUUAUAUGGUUCCAGCGAACUGUCAGACAGAACAGAAUGUUCCAUUGUGUAUUGAAGAGAAAAUGAAAAACUGUGAGAAAGAAAAAGGUCGAGUGUUUUUACCAAAAUAUUUCUCAACCCGAAUUUCCUCAGAGGAAACAGUUGAUACAGAGAGAGGAUAUAAAAUCCACAUCUCAGGCGAGGCAUUACAGAGAAGCAGAAAUGGACAGGGGGAUCCAAAUUUAUUUGUCUCUCUUCUCAAUGAGACUUUCUUCAGGGUCAACAGCAGUUUAAACACCAAGACACAGAAGGGAAAUGACUCAAGUAAGCCAGACACAAUAUUGCACGGGCAAACUGUGUUAGGAGUGUGGCUUGGUAAGAAUGAAGUUCAGAACCUUUCUCAGCCUGUUCAGAUCAGAUUCAUAGACACCAAACAGAGUCAAAAUGGAACCUGUGUCUACUGGCAUCUUCAAGACAAUGGCAAAGGUAACUGGAGGACAGACGGCUGUAAUACUACCAUCGACAACGGAGACUUUGUAUGCAGCUGUAAUCAUCUGAGCUUUUUUGCAGUGCUCAUUAAUCCUGAAAUUCCUUCAGCGUCCCAUAUUGACGCUCUCAACUACAUUUCAUAUGUUGGCUCUGCCAUUUCAAUAGCAUUUACAGCGCUAAUGAUUGCUAUUUUUUUGUGCCAGAGGAGGAAGCAAUGUGAACAUUCAGUCAUCAUUCAUGUGCAGCUCUCAGGCUCCCUUCUCUUGUUGCACAUCUCGUUUUUGUGCAGCGUGUGGUUUUCAGGCCACACAGACCUUUCAGUGUGUCAAGCUCUAGGACUUCUUCUACACUGGUGUCUUUUAGCCACCUUCACUUGGACAGCCAUCGAGGGCUUCCACAUUUACCUGCUGGUGGUGCGGGUCUUCAAUAUCUACAUCAAGAGAUACAUGCUUAAACUAAGUCUUGUGGGAUGGGGUGUACCCACCAUUACGGUGAUAAUAUGCGGUGUGACUAAAGUGUAUGGCAGAUAUACCUUUUACAUGGGUGAAGAAAACUCAACAAUCACACCUCUAUGCUGGAUAAGCACACAGAUAGUGAGCUACAUUACAGUCAACGGUUAUCUCGGGCUGGUGAUGCUCUUUAACAUGGUUAUACUGGGGGUGGUGCUGGUUAAGAUGCACAAGGUGAGAUCCCAAACUCUUCAGAUUAAAGACCAUCGGAGGAGGGCAUGGAAGGAAUGGGUGUCUCUCCUGGGGCUCAGCUGUGUUCUGGGGGUGCCCUGGGUACUGGCUUUCUCCACCUACGGCCCCUUGAGUCUCCCUGCGCUCUAUGUCUUCACCAUUCUCAACAGUUUACAGGGUCUCCUUAUUUUCUUGUGGUUUUUGACUCUCACAUGUCAAACACGGAAGGUGGACUACAGCUCAUCAAAAGGCACCAUUCAGGUCAGCUUCAACAGUAAUGAUGAAAUUGUGACCACAAGAUAACCAACAGUUGUUCAGUCCCAUCACACAGUGGAGUUUAAAGGUGGAUCCUCCAUUCUACACCAAAUCUUCACUCUAGUGCUUUUUUUAUUUUACUCAUUUGGAGCUUUGUGAUUUUCUAAUUGGGGUCUGCAGAGCCCCUGGGGACUGCAAUGUAAUCUGCAUACAGUAUUAUUGGGUGGAAAUAUUUAUUUCUAAAUGUGUUGAUCUGUACGUUGUAAUUAAAACUAAUCAUAUUUAGUGUAAUGAUAAAAGUAAAUACAUUUAUUUAGUUAACAAUUUUUGUAAUUUUUUUUUUAUUACACAUAUACAGUAAAUGGAGCUUUAUACAAUAUAUUGCUUAAUAUUUUUGGAAGUUUGCCAUAUCUGGGAGUGUUUGCUGUUAAACGAAAGCCUCUGUUCAAUUAAAGUAUAACUUUAAUGAUAUAUAAGUCAACCUGUUUGGGAUCAC